AUGGAUUCUCUGAUGCAUGCAACAAAGCAUUUGCAGCAGUUGUUUAUUGAAAUUAAUGGUGAUAUUGAAAUUAAUCUAGUGGCGUCCAAGACACGAGUGGCUCCAAUAAAGCGUCAGUCUAUACCUCGUUUAGAGUUGCUUGGAGCAACUAUUUUAGUCAAACUUGUCAAAUCUGUCAAAGAAGCGAUGAGCUCUCUAAAAACGCCUCCUGAAGUGUUCUUGUGGAGCGAUUCUUACACCGUCUUGUGUUGGAUUCGUAAUGACAAAACAUGGAAGCCUUAUGUUCAAAACAGAGUGAAGGAAAUCAGGGAACUUUUCGACCGAGAGAAAUGGAGAUUCUGUCCGGGAGAGAUCAAUAUAGCCGAUCUACCCUCAAGAGGUUGUUCUGCAGAGGAACUAGUUAGAAACCAUAGUUGGUGGAAAGGUCCCGAGUUUUUGAAUCAUUCACCCGAGUACUGGCCUCAAGAGCCACAACAAAGCUACAUCGAUAACCAGGAGAAAGCAUUAGCUGAAAUCAAGAAGACCUCACCAACCAUCGUGUACUCAAUGGCGAAUCCAUCAAUCAACAACAAUCACGAAAGUUUCGAUAUCGGCGAUAUAAUAGACAUAAAUCGAUAUAGCACUAAAUUGAAACUGUUACGAGUAACAGCAACGGUUAUAAGAUACGCGAAAAGAUGGAGAAACCCUCGACACAAAUUCGAAAGUGCUGAGUUGACGGCGCAAGAAUUACAGGAAGCUGAAAUGCGAUGGAUCCAGACCGUUCAAGAACACGAACUUCAACACGAGUUAAGUUACCUUAUAGGAAUGUCAAAAACUCCGACACCCGUGGUCUCUCAAUUGGGUUUGUUCCGCGACGACGAUGGUCUAAUACGAUAUGACGGAGGGAUUGGAAAUUCGUCUCAACAAAAAGAAUCCAAACAGCCGAUUCUCCUACCAGCAACACAUUACUUCACAGAGCUACUUAUCAAAGAGCAGCACGAAGUUGUACACCACAAUGGCAUUCGAGACACUCUCAACUCGAUUCGUCAGAAAUAUUGGAUCCAACGAGGUAGAGAAUCAGUGAAGCGAAUAGUAAGAAGAUGUGUCGUGUGCAGAAAGAUCGAAGCGAAACCUUUCCCAACACCGAAAGCUCCGCAGCUCCCAGCGUGUCGAGUAUGCGAAGAACCACCCUUCUCUAAUACCGGUAUACAUUUCGCUGGUCCAGUUUACGUAAAAAAAAUCGUCUGGAGCAAUUAACAGCAACGACCAAGACAAAGUAUACAUAGCGCUCUUUACCUGUGCAUCUACGAGGGCUUUGCAUUUAGAACUAGUAGAAAACAUGUCAGCAGCUACCUUUCUUCAAGCGUUUAGACGUUUUUCAAGUCGUAGAGGACUGCCAACGAAGGUCUUGACGGAUAAUGCAAAAACAUUUAUAAGUCGGCAUCGAAAGAAGUGAGGAUGAUUUGUCAGUAGAAGAAUAACAUGGGAGUUUAUUACUGAGAAAGCUCCAUGGCACGGUGGAUUCUGGGAGAGGAUGGUGCGAAGUGUUAAACGUUGUCUAAAGAAAGCUAUCGGACGCGCUUCGUUAUCUUUUGGAGAACUACGCACCCCACUAGUCGAGAUUGAAAGCACCCUUAAUAAUAGACCGUUGACGUUUAUGUAUGAUGACGAACAGAGAAUAUCGUACGCACUCACACCAUCGCAUUUGAUCCACGGACGACAAAUUUCAAGCGCUCCAAAUGACAAGCAUUACGAGAUUAUUAGCACAAAUCAGUCUCUCACCAAGCGAGCAAAGUACCUUCAACGCGUUUUAAACCAGUUUAUCAAACAAUUGAGAACAGAAUACUUGUUGAAUUUAAGAGAAUCAUCCAAAUCGAUUCGACCAAACAGCAAUGUGCAAAUAGCAGUCGGAGAUACGGUAAUUUUACGGACUGACAAUACACGACGCACCUUUUGGAAAUUGGCUAAAGUGGAAAUGUUGCUUCCCAGUAGCGAUGGUACAGUGCGGUCUGCUAAAGUUAUGGUUAACGGUGAAAGCGGUAAACGGAUCACAUUACGGCGACCAAUACAGCAUUUGAUACCCCUCGAAGUAAAGGCAAGUGCGACGGAUGACAGCUGUGUCCAGAGCCGUGCGGAUCAGCAGAACACAGAAAUAAAAGAUAACGACCAACUACAAGGACGAACACCGAGACGUAAGGCAGCUGUAGUUGGCGAAAUCGUAAGAAGACAACUUAGUUCGUGA
Molecule: messenger RNA, 2221 nt
Organism: Paramuricea clavata
Lineage: Eukaryota; Metazoa; Cnidaria; Anthozoa; Malacalcyonacea; Plexauridae
Source: the annotation of a GenBank genome assembly